Mugil cephalus (flathead mullet) is the source of this 3583-nucleotide messenger RNA. RefSeq lists its product as uncharacterized. The transcript has 6 exons. The coding region runs from base 2259 to 3038 and encodes 259 amino acids. Lineage: Eukaryota; Metazoa; Chordata; Actinopteri; Mugiliformes; Mugilidae. The record is from RefSeq and is a predicted model, not a curated record.
ACAAGCAUGUGAAAGUACAUUUACUCAAGUGUUGUGCUUAUUACUCAGUCUAAUUCAAAGUACUUCCUACUAGGUUAUUUUUGGGUAAAAGUUUCCCAUAGCCCCUCAAGUCCAGUAUCCACAGAGGCUAAUUUUCUGAUCUCAUGUAAAAACCAUUUGGAGAUUCAAGGAUCUCACCACGCAGCAACAAAUAUGAAGCAUUCCUGGUGGCAUGUAUGUAACAGCUACUACAAUGAAAAGUAUUACAGACAUGGCUGCACCCAUAAUAUUCAUAAACAGGACUUUUACUGCGUGCAGCAUCCUGAACUCAAAUGUAUUUACUUCAACAUCAGGUACUGUCAAGUACGCCAGUGAUUUAGUCGCCUCACAGCAAGGAGGUUGUUACUCUCUGUGCCGAGUUUGGAUGUUCGCCCAGUUCAUUCGUUAUUCAUGUGCCCUGGCUUCAUCCCACACUCCAAGACAUGCACGUCAGACUGAUUGGUCAUUCUAAACUGGAGGCAGUGAGUGUACCCCACCUCUCCAACUGAUGGGAUAGGCUCCAACUUAUCCUUACAGCACAAGCUUUAUUGAUAAUGGAUAGAUGGACAUUGUGAACAUUAGAAACAUUCCACUCAGUUGUAAUCGGCUUUUGGAUCUAAUUUCUCCCUAUAUCUGUGUGGGAUUUGUCUGGGUGCUCCAGCUUCUUCUCAGUCCAUUGACAUGCUUGUUAGGUUAACUGCUAUCUUGUCUAUCUUUGUGCGUUACCACUGUUAUAGACUGACUCUGACCUUCUAAGAUAGGGGGUUAAUGGUGAUAGAUGGAUUGAUGGAUAAUGGACUUGUAGCAGUAAAUGUGGUUGAAGAGCAGCAUUAACAUAUUAAUCUAAAUUCAGUCCUGCAUCCAGUAGAAUCACAGUGUUAAUAAAUCAGUGCUCUUAAGUUCCUCAUUAUCAUUAAGAAGACACUGAAGCAUGUUGAAUACUGAUGAGAAAGAAGGUUCAGACCUCAAUUAACAACUUCUUAGACAGACACCAGUAUGUGCAGCACACUGACAGCAUGCUUUUAAGUCUGUGCUACCAACUUUUUUGGUUGCGCCCCACUGCAGUAACCCCGGAUCUCCAUCGGGUCCAUCUGCACCGCGGUCAUAGCUGGGGUAGUAGAUAAUCCACUACUGUGUAUAAAAGGCAACGUUUGCAUUCAGUUUUACCCGGACCUGUUCUCCCAGGACUGAUGAGUUGCCUCAUGACCAAUGACCAGCAGCAUAAACUCACCCAGUGACUUAAGUACUUAGGCACUUGUCAGCCUAUCAAUAGAAACUCCAUACCAAGACUUUACUCCCUUCCAUUGUUGUCCCUUAACAUCCAGGUGGUCAAAUAAUGCUCAAGUGGAUGUCUACUGUUACCAACAUAAAGAUUUUUCUUGUUGAUGAACAGUAUAUUUUUCACAUAUUAGAAUACAGCCCCGAGCGUUGGCUGGCCUCCUCAAACUGAAACAACCUCCUGGAACUGUUCUGUUCCAACACAUCGAGCAAUCCUGACGCUCUACAGGAAUUUAUCAUUCUGGGUGAAGCAUUGCAGUUUACACCUGACCUAAAAGGACAGGUACACCGAUCAGCCUCAACAUUAAAACCACUGAGAGGAGAAAUAAAUGAAUUCAGUGUUCUGUUGGGAAACGUUUGGACCUGGCAUUCAGUCAUGUGGAUGUUACAACGUUGUGUCGUUGAUUACCAACAGAAUGUAAGCAAUAGCCACUAGCCCCUUUCAGUUUCUUUGUGUGCUAAAAUGUUGGAUCCAAUUAUAACUAACUGCAACAUAAUUUCCAGUUCAGGGUUGAUCAUAAUUCCAAAGUGAGCGAUUUUCGUCAACACACACGGCAACUUUCUGUCUCGUACAUUUGUUCAUAUGUGGAUUUUGUAAAUUUUUAUUUUAUACUGUUUUAUGUAACUAAAUUUUUACUCCUCCAUAUAAAUACAUAUGUUUACUAUAAUGCCCAGUAAUCACUGCUCACUGGGCUCAUACCACAGUGUCUUAUUGCAGCUGUGCAUUUGGGCCAAAGGUCACCUAGAGGUGUUCUAGAAUGUUCUAGAAUGUUGUUGUCACAAAGUCAGAAUUCCGUUGUUCUUCCCUCUGUCUAACAAUCGUCAUUCUUCAUCUCGAAGUGACUUCGUUUACUUGCGUAUCGAGGAUUUCCUGAGAGCUUUAACACGUUUCACCCGACUCGUUGUAAGACAUUCAUCGUUUUAGUUUAGUCAGUUCCGUAUUCAGACAGCCUAUCCUAUCCAUGGCGUUCACUGAAGGAAGUAGAGGCAUCUACAGCCCCAUCAGGGUGUUCUUUGACACCAUCGUCUAUGAGCGGCCUCUUCAGAACUGCUGGCAUCACGGCUCCUACAAGUGUUAUAUUGCACUUAUUGCUGAACUUUUGCGGCUUCAACAGAACAAACAGCUCUCAGCUAACAUAUCUGUUGAAGACAUGAUGGAGCUGCUGAUGGAGGAGAGCAAGAAGACUCUCAGAAUCCAGAUGUGGGAGUUUGAAAUGGACGGCUUCCAUAAGACCUACGCCAAACCUCUUGCCCAGCUGGUGUGGGAAGUGAGCAACAGCAUGAAAAAUAGAGAUGUGGAGUUUGAAGCCAGAAGGUUCCUCCACACCUCAGAGCCCAUGCCUCACAACUUCCAACAUCCCAUGAUCAUCAGCCAGGCCAAGGAGUUUGCCAGGAGGCUGACAGAGCAGCAGUGUGAGGCCCCCAGCUCCAAACAGCCUGAACCAUGGGAGGUGGUGGCGGAGGUGGUUCCCAAAGUCCUGCAGGGCUUCUGGGACCUUCCUCCAGGCACUUGUGUUGACAUGCCCUCCAAGAAGCUCUGUAAAAUAGCUGUUGGAGUCACAAAAGCUGUAGAGGACCGGGUCUACGCUGCUCUGUCGUCCAUAUUCGUGCAGUUCACGUACACUCGCGCCAUACGAGACGACAUGGUCCAGUCUAUCCAGGACAAAGUUAGACAGGCCUACACCGAAGACGUCUGUGCCAUGUUGGUGCAAAACAUGGUGAAAAACAUUGAUGUAUUUUAAUGUUACUGUGUAUUUACCUUUGUUUUGGCAUAAGUCGGGUGGUUGUCCCGCAGGUGGCAAAACAUAUUAGACGUGUUUCCUCCUUUGACUGCAAUUUUUUUUAUAACGUGAUUUACAUGCUGGCAAGCCGUCCUCAAAAACGACACCAUGGUUGUUUUUCCUGUAUCCAAAAUUUGGAGGGACCAAAACAAAGCAACACACGUGGGUGCUGCGUAACUUUGUUUUCGUUCCGUUUGAGUUGCCCUUAACUACGGUUCCGGCAUAAUAUUUUCUGACAGUAUUCAGGAAACGUUAUGAUCAAUUAAUCGUAGCUCUUAACUGUGAAAUCGAGUAAUUGUGACAUCCCUGUAGGUGGCUGUUGCAUUUGUCCGGCUUGAUGCUUGGAAACCGCGUCAAUACGAACAGAUCCAGUCGUUGGAAAACAUAAUGGAUCUGGGGUUAUUGUCAAGAAAGAAGGCACAUUAAACUGAAUAUUUCCUGCUGUGUGGGCACGCCCCACCUGUCACAACUCCGUCCCCCACCAGUGGGUCACGCCCCACACAUUG